AUGGCCAGCAGACUCCGUUUCUCCGCCCUGCCUCCCGCCCUGUGUUUCUCCCUCAUGCUCCCCGCUCUGAUACUCCUCCACCUGCCCGGCACGGUGCAAGGGGACUGCUGGCUGAUAGAGGGGGAUAAAGGCUACGUUUGGCUGGCUAUCUGCAGUCAGAACCAGCCACCGUACGAGACCAUCCCCCAGCACAUCAACAGCACGGUCCAUGACUUGAGGCUGAAUGAGAACAAACUCAAGGCUGUGCUCUUCACCUCCAUGUACCGCUUCACAAACCUUACUGACCUCAAUCUUACAAAGAACGAGAUCAGCUACAUCGAGGAUGGAGCCUUUGCUGGACAGGCCAACCUGCAGGUUCUCCAGCUGGGCUACAACAAGCUGACAAACUUGACUGAGGGCAUGUUGAGAGGUCUAGGUCGAUUGCAGUGCCUCUUCUUGCAACACAACCUCGUUGAGGUCAUUGCCAACAAUGCCUUCUGGGAGUGCCCCAGCCUCAGCAGCCUUGACUUAUCUUCAAAUAAGCUGGCCCGUCUAGAUCCUUCCACCUUCACCGUCCUCAACAGGCUGAUGGUGUGUGAACUCGCAGGAAACCCGUUCCACUGUGGCUGUGAUCUCUUCAGCUUUCUUACCUGGCUUGAGGCAUUUAACAAUGUAACCCACACCUAUGACCGCCUCCAAUGCGAAACCCCUGCUGACAUGAAUGGUUAUCCACUCUUAAGCCCAGUGCCUGGACAUGGGAAAAACGCCCGUUACACUCUUCUUACAAUGUGUCGUGAUGGUGUGAUAAUCCCAAGGAUGACCUCCCAGACGCCGGAUCAGGAUGGUUCGGGGAUGGGUUUCGAUAACCCAGAUCAAGGUCUCUACCACCAGCCGACCAUAUUGUCCACCCCGGACCCCACCUACAGUCAUCAGAUUUCUAUGAAGCUUCAAACUGUCUCUCUCUACACUGCCUCUCUGAUUGUGCAGAUCCCACGACCGUACAGCAAGAUGUACAUCCUCUCGCAGUACAACCACACGUUCGUUGCGGACAUAAUGCCCCUCAAAAACAAGAAGGAGAUCAUCACUUUGGACAAACUGAAACCGCACACAAACUAUACCUUUUGUGUGGCUUCUGUGAGCAAGUCUCAGAGGUACAACCACACCUGCGUGUCCUUCACCACGCGAGCUGUGGGGCCAGGGGACCUGCGAGUCAAUUCAUCCACUACCACCCACUACAUCAUGACCAUCCUGGGAUGUCUGUUCGGCAUGGUCAUCGUGCUUGGAUUGGUCUAUUACUGCCUCAGACGACGGCGCAUGCAGGAAGAGAAGCAGAAGGCUAUAAGUGUGAAGAAGACUAUCUUGGAGAUGAGGUAUGGCCCAGAAGCCGCUGCCGCAGUGGCCAAUGACCCAGGUGCCAUGCAGCGUCUCCAGGAGCAGGCUCACCACCAGCACCACCAUUCAGGAGGGGCCGGGGGCAAGUUGCCACAGUCUACUUCUUCAAGCACGGGCAUGCUCCACGGCUCAGCCAACACCAGUUCUUCCCGUCUCUCCACCUUGCCGCAGGUGGAAAAAAUGGCCACAGCCUUCUCUGAGGCAAUCGGUGGCAAGGGCAACUACAUGGAUGUGAGGACACAAGGAGUAGCAGUGGAUGGCAGGGAUGGAGGGGUGGCAGUUGGCGGCACAGGGGUAGGAGGGGAGGUAGCUGUGGAUAUGCGAGGUGGGGCUGAGAAUGGCACAGAGGCUGGGGAGGAUUCGGAUGAUGAUGGCCGUGGCUCAGCAUCAGAGAUCUCCACCAUCGCCAAGGAGGUGGACAAGGUGAACCAGAUCAUCAACAACUGCAUUGAUGCCCUGAAGAUGGAUGCCUCUGCUAAUGUUGUGACCACGGCUGACAAUGCCAACUCUGUAUCCUGCUCCCAGCCUCCUGCUUGCAUUGCAUCCCUUCCCCGAAACCUCCUGCCCCUCUCCCCAGGCCACCCUGGAGAUCAGAUUAUGGCCUCCUCUCCUAAGGUGCAUCCAAAGUCUCACCCCCACCCCCAGCCUCAUCCUCAGUCUCAUCCUCAGCCACAUCCUCAGCCACAUCCUCAGUCACAUCCUCAACCACAUCCUCAGCUGCAUCAGCAGCUUCACCCGCCUUCCAUGGCCCCAGUGCCCCUGGUCAUGCCCCUGUCAGAGCGACCGGGCAUCAGUGGUGGGGGAUUCCUCUCACCUCCUUACCGUGAUCCGCCCCCGGCCAACGCAGUGCGGCCCCUUCAGAGGCAGUUAAGUGCCGACACUGCGGUGAAGAAUCGUUGUGGUGCCCCUGGUGGUGGAUCUUCCAAGGCUACAAGGGUGUAUAGUGUAGAUAUUCCUGAAAAGGCCGGUGAUCCUCCCAAGUACCCUUCAGAAAAAGGCAGCCCUGGGGGUUGUGGUGGAGGGGGAGGAGGUGCAGGAGGUGGUGGAGUAGUUGGCUGCAAUGGGAAUGGGAUGGGAAACAUAAAUGGCGGUGGGGUUAGUGUGAACGGGGGUGGCAUGGGUUGUAAUAACGUAAGCGGAGGUGGAGGCGGGGUAGUCGGCCCUGGACAGCAGCAGCAGCACCACUUGGAGGUCCAGCCAGACUACCACAGCUCCGAGCACCGCCACUCCUUUCCUGCGCUCUACUACGAGGGCGGGAACGAAUCCCCUUCACCAGCCCAGAAGGCCUCAUUCCUCAAACCACUGGGCCGCACCAAGAGGGAUGCCACAGCCACCUACUCCCAGCUCUCCCCGGCUCGUCACCACAACUACAACUCUGGUUACUCCUCCAGUCCAGAGUAUUCCUCUGAGAGCACACUGCGGAUCUGGGAGCGAUUCCGGCCUUACAAAAAAAGCCCCAGAGAGGAAGCGUCCUAUAUAGCAGCGGGUCACGCUCUGCGUAAGAAGGUGCAGUUUGCGAAGGACGAGGACCUUCAUGAUAUUUUGGACUAUUGGAAAGGGGUUUCUGCCCAGCAGAAGCUGUGA
Molecule: messenger RNA, 2955 nt
Organism: Notolabrus celidotus (New Zealand spotty)
Lineage: Eukaryota; Metazoa; Chordata; Actinopteri; Labriformes; Labridae
Product: protein phosphatase 1 regulatory subunit 29-like
Exons: 4
Coding region: 1-2955 (984 amino acids)
Cellular component (GO): plasma membrane
Molecular function (GO): protein binding
Source: RefSeq, a predicted model, not a curated record